This is a messenger RNA of Vanrija pseudolonga, 1533 nucleotides long. RefSeq lists its product as uncharacterized. The transcript has a single exon. Lineage: Eukaryota; Fungi; Basidiomycota; Tremellomycetes; Trichosporonales; Trichosporonaceae. The record is from RefSeq and is a predicted model, not a curated record. The coding region runs from base 1 to 1533 and encodes 510 amino acids.
AUGCCAGACAACCAAAGCUCAUCACUCGGCGGCCCGCGGGCAUUCGCCUAUUCCUCUCGCCUGCUCCACCGCCAUCCGACACAGCUUGCUCGGUAUGCCGUCAGCCAGCCGCUGUUUGCCCCCAUCCAAGUGAGCAGCCCCACGCGCACGCCGGCCUUUGCCGCCUUCCUCCGUCAGACGCUGACGGCCCAGUCACGCCCCUCGCAGUCCGAGUCGGCCAUCGACCGCAUCGUGGCCAUCCCCCACAUCCUCGAGGCCAUCGUCGGCUUCUCGUCUCGCUCAACUCAAGUGACGCUCCUGACCGCGUGCGGCGAGCUGCACCGUAUGGCGGGGAAGCAACUUUACCGCGUGAUCAAGCUCGACAUCAGCCUGGCAAACCCAGUCUUCGGAUUCAUUGGCAUCCUGGGUGGAGCGCUUAUCGGGACAGGCUCCCACCCGACGACGGACGGGUGCUGCGCCGACAGUGCACUCGACAGUAUGAUGAUGAACGUCCUGACCUCGUUCGACGAGACAUACACGUCUAGGCUUCGCGCCACAGCCAAAAUCGCCAACGAUACAUCCAAGAACAUUGCCGGUGACGUUCCCGUCGGCACGCGAAACUGGCAUACUCUCAAGCCAUACCCCACCAACUUCAAGCGGUCGUUGCUGGCAAACACCGAGGUCCUUACAUUGGGCACCCACCAUAAGUGUUUCUGUGGUUUAUUCACCGACCACUGGGCCACUCUCUUUCCAAAGCUCAAGACGCUGCGCGUUUCACCAAGAAAAUCGGAUAUUCCUUUCGUCCUACAGCAGACAUGUGACGGGUCCAGGCCGUGUCCUCUCCUGACCGGCGUCAGGCCGCGCAAGAUCGUCUUUCGCAACGUCGAUGGCGAUGGUUUCGUGGGCCUCGACAGCCCAAGGUGGAACAUCCCCGAUCUUGAAGCAGUCGUAUGCUUCCUCCCUGUCGACAAUCGCGAGUACCACAACCCUUUCGGACUCCUGCAAAACUUACUCAAGCACUUGAGCGAGGCGAAGGAGAUCAAAAUCGUCUUCUACGACAAGCAUGAAGGGGCGCUGGGAGCCACAGAGGUUAUGGCACGCAGUGCUGUCACACGGGAGAGUGUCAACCCGGACCUUGUUAUGAGCCUAUUGAAUGCGGUCCUCAUGAAUCAGCAGCAGAAGGUGCCGCUGGGCAUCGGGCACGACCCCAACUUUCUCCGCGAGUACCGUACUACAUUCCAAAAGAGCAACCAAGUGUCACGCAAGUGCACAGUGUACGGCGUCGGCACUCUGACGUUCACCGUGGAGCAGAGCCACCAGCUUUCCCUCUACAACGAAAUCUUUCCUGGGCAAGUUCUCGAUCGCAAGAAGAUCGUCCACAUCAUCAAGCAAGAAGCACCGAGCCAGUCUCUGUUCAUGAAAGCCACCUACCCCCAUCUACCUUUCGACAUGGAGGCGUGGGCGCAAGGUGGCGACAGUUUUGUCUUCCGCACCCUCGCCGAGUACAAGGUGGACUCGGCGUCGCGCUUCGCGGAGAUCAACGCCGAGGACUAG